Blastomyces gilchristii SLH14081 is the source of this 2628-nucleotide messenger RNA. RefSeq lists its product as uncharacterized. NCBI's taxonomy places the organism in Eukaryota, Fungi, Ascomycota, Eurotiomycetes, Onygenales, Ajellomycetaceae. The transcript has 3 exons. Bases 1 to 2628 code for a protein of 875 amino acids. The record is from RefSeq and is a predicted model, not a curated record.
AUGGAGACCAAUAAUUCGGCCGCACCGGCGAACACGAACGGGCAACUUACCUCUCCGCAAUUGCACUCGGACUCAUCCUCGUUCCCAACCCCAGGAAAGCGAAAACGCGUCCUCAGUCCCAACCAAGAAUCUCCGAAAGGGGACGGUAUAUCAGACCCAACUGUCACCUCGAGAAGGGAGUUGCUUGAUCAAACGUUGAAAGAUCUUCUACGGGUUCUAGAAAAAUAUGAUUCAGAUCUUGGUAUUCUGAAAAUUCCCCUUCCCCUCAAUUAUGCGGUCGAACCAGAUCCUAAACGCGCGAAACUAUCAAAUGCUACCAACAAUUCACAAACAAUAGAGUGCAAAAUUGAGGAGGGUCAAUACAAGUCUAUUCAAGAAGUAAUUGAUGAUGUUGAGACCGCGUCCGGUUUAGUUAUCGAACGACGUCGUGAGUCAGAAGCCAAUGCAAACAAAUCAGAUCACUCUCGAUCUUCGACGGAAUUAGUCAACCUUUCACGCAUAUUUAGAAAGCAUUUGGACAACUUUAUCCUCCGGAGCCCUUUACAAGGUACUGCCCUUGUAAAGGCUGAGUCUCAGGAGCUUCAGAAGACCGAGCCCCGCAACAGGGAUAAUAGUAGAAGGGCGUACGAUCGGGAGGACAAAAUGCCUGACUCUCGCGACCAAGGUAAGCCACCUGGCGCGGGGGUACGGGCUACAAUAAAUGAAGCAGCAGCGUUGCCAAACGGCAUUACUAUAUCCAAAGUCAUCCCUUUCAAUGUCAAAAUCGCGGAAUCGGAUAAAGCGAAAGCCAGGACCAUAGCAGACGUAUUUCCAGCUCGCCCCACCCUUCCUCAGUUACAACCCCCGCUCAAACCUCGGUCAUCAAAGAAUUCGACCAUCACUUGGCUUGACCCAUAUGAACUUACCAUAGCCGCAAAUUACUCGCCAAAUGAAAAAAGAGGGUACAGUUAUUUAUCUCUUCCUUCAGGAGAUUGGCUACAUUACGGAUAUGAGCCUUCCCUUCGCCCGGGAAAUCGAAGACCAAAGAGCGAUACAAAUAUCGGGAGGAAUCUUUCAAAACCUUUCCAACACUCCCUUGACGACGGCAACGCAAAAUUUCGCGGCCUUUAUUCAUCAUUCGCACCUUCGUUUGAUAGCUCUGGGGCGGUUGUACCUGAGGACGCGAAAGAGCAAAUUUGGUGGGAUAAACAUGGCCAAUAUCGUUUACACGCAUUAUUGUCGGUUGGAAAUGAUAUGACAGCCGAAGAGACAGACAGCAAGACCACAAACUUACAAAUCGAACCAUUAGACGAAUCAAGUCUCGAAGAAGCUGUGAAGUCAUUUGAUCCAGAGGACGACAACGUGUUAAUCGAGCCACAGAAAAGCGCUGAUGGAGGAAACGAUGAUAAAGAUUUGGAAGAAGUACUCGAAAAUAUCUCGGAUCUUUUACGCACAUUGAACUCGUAUCGCCAUAUACGAAACCUCGGGCAGACACAUCCCGUUCCGUCUGGGAUACAGAACGACGCAGUCGCCACACCGUCAGAUGCGUCAUCGCCCUCAGCUACGGAAGUUACCGUCUAUGAAACUCUCAAGUCAAGUUUAAUUGCAAUGAUAGCCACGUUACCUCCAUAUGCCGUAUCUAAACUGGAUGGAGACCAAUUAGCGGAAUUAAACGUCAGCAAGAAAAUACUUCUGGAGAGCGCUGACUAUCCUGGCAUGAUGGAGGAAGAUGACUACUCUAUGCAGCAGAAACAAAUACCCAGAGCUUCCCAGAUGCCGAAUGUAGCCCGCCCUCCCUCUGCGUCAAACAUGAACCCGUCGCGGCCAUCGCCAUACCAGACACCUCCAACAGCACCCAAUGCUUCAUUGGCCCGGGGAUAUCCAUCCAAUUCUCGAACAAAGACUCCAAUGGGCCAUUCUUCCCACCAAGCCUAUGGGACCAGACAGCCGUCGUCAUCUAUCCACUAUGCCCCAAGUAAUUCUCCUCAGCCAUAUAAUCAGCCUCGACAGCCAUCAGGUCAACGGCCGGGGUACACGCAACCUCAAUUCUCACAACCUGCAGCUCCCCAGUAUAAUCAAGGUAACAACAUCCUUCAGCAAUUCCAGCGGCCAACCCAGGUCGGAAUCGGACCAUACCCUUCCCAGCGCAUGCCUUCCCCUGCGCAGGCACCAACUCAACCCUAUCCCCACCGAGCAAGCCAGCCGCCUUAUCAACAACGACCACAGGAUAGCCCAUAUGGUUCACCUGCUUCUGUCCCGCACACUGCAUCUCCCCAGAGACACUCUAGCUUUGGUGCGUCUCCACAACGGCACCCUUACAUGAAUUCUACUCCGACUAAUCCUCAACCGAGAUACUUCCAACAACAAACCCCACAACCACCACACUUUCCAACAUUCGGUGCUUCCCAAGCCAGCCCGGCGCCAACAGGAUAUUCCAACAGCGCUGCGGCAAUGACUUAUUCCCGGAGCGCAGCUGAACAAGCAGCGCUUAUGGAUCGCAACAAAGCACAGCUAGCCGAGCAUCAACGCCAAAAAUCCAGCACUCCACAGCCAGGGUUGAACCCCCAAUUCAGUGGCCAAGGAAACCUUCCACCAGGUAAUCGACAGAAUGGUGCGCCAGUGGGGUCUGCGGCAGGCACGACACAAUAA